AAUAGACGUGGAACGUAAGGUCCAAUAUUCUAUUGCAUUUUAAAUACAAAAUGCCUAGGGAAAUUAAAGAAAUCAAGGACUUUCUCUUGAAGGCUCGAAGGAAAGAUGCUAAAUCUGUUAAAAUAAAGGAAAAUGCAUUUAAUGUCAAAUUCAAGGUACGAUGUGCUAGAUUUUUGUACACUCUUGUUAUUAUCGACAAAGAAAAGGCGGAAAAGUUGAAGCAAUCGCUUCCUCCUGGUCUUCAAGUUAAAGAAGUGAAAAGGAGUAAACGUGUAUAAAUAAAGAAAUAAACAAAAUUCUUGAAAGUU
Messenger RNA from Ceratosolen solmsi marchali, 308 nucleotides. It is a transcript of the gene RpL38, whose product is annotated as ribosomal protein L38. Gene Ontology annotation, molecular function: structural constituent of ribosome. Gene Ontology annotation, cellular component: ribosome; cytosolic large ribosomal subunit. The transcript has 5 exons. NCBI's taxonomy places the organism in Eukaryota, Metazoa, Arthropoda, Insecta, Hymenoptera, Agaonidae. The record is from RefSeq and is a predicted model, not a curated record. Bases 51 to 278 code for a protein of 75 amino acids. Gene Ontology annotation, biological process: protein-RNA complex assembly; translation.